Messenger RNA from Zerene cesonia (dogface butterfly), 1585 nucleotides. RefSeq lists its product as uncharacterized. The coding region runs from base 1 to 1287 and encodes 428 amino acids. The record is from RefSeq and is a predicted model, not a curated record. NCBI's taxonomy places the organism in Eukaryota, Metazoa, Arthropoda, Insecta, Lepidoptera, Pieridae. The transcript is spliced from 6 exons.
AUGCAUCUAGACAAGAUAAUAAUCAUCAGCGACGUUUUGGAGGAGGUCGCGGAAAAUCUCUUCAGCGCCAAGGCGUAUGAGACUCCGUCGGAUUCCGUGCGGGCUGAGGACCUGGUGAUGAAGCUUCCCGACUGGUUCGAUAAAAAGAAACAUGAACAAGGACGUGAAUUUAUCAAGAACUUCUUGUUCGGGCAAUCUGUAUCUAUGACACUGGGACUUAUAUCAGUGUUCUCGAUCCCCACAAUUCUAGAAGUACUGGUUGGAACGACCCGCUCCAACACAGAAAUUACAGCUUACAGACGCUACUGGUCUACAUUUUCACACAUAAUGUAUUGGUUCGAUGAUGAACUGAAGCCAGGGAGUAAAUCAUGGAAAUCACUUCACACAGUGCGCAGCCGCCAUGUUCGCGCUGACCGAGCAGCUAAAUUAAAGCGUCACGGAACUGUAUCUCAACGCGACAUAUCUUUAACUCUUUUCGGGUUUAUUGGCAUCACUGUUCUGAAACCUGAUAAACUGGGAAUAACACAGCUUAAGCCGGGCGAUUGGGAAGGGUUUAAUCAUUUCUGGGCAGUCCUUGGCGCUAUGAUUGGCUUAGAAGAUAAAUACAAUAUUUGCCGGAAAACCUUUGAAGAAACUCGUUUGAUGUGCAAAAUAAUCCAGGAGCGGAUAUACACACCGUGUAUGGAAAAUGUACCAGAAUAUUUUGAGCAUUCCUCUCGAGUCAUGCUCGAUGGAAUGAAUUCUGUUAAUCCAGCAAUAGAAGCGGAAUCUCUUAUGUUUAUGGCUCGAUAUGUUUCUGAUGUGCCCGGCUAUGUUUAUAAUGAACGUGACCUCUUUACACUUAGAGAUAAAAUAAAGAAGCAUCUGGAUGGAAAGCCACCUAAUACAGGUGUCGAUUCAGAAGAGUUAAUGGGAAAGUGUCCUUUAAAAUUGUCGAAAAGACCCCCUCGUCUAUUGUACCUGCAAGAUUACGAGACUGUUGAAAACUCCCCACCCUACAAACAACUGACCUUCAAGGGGAAAUAUAAGUUGGCCCUAAUGAACAUAUUCAUGAGUUUUUACUCAUGUUUCAUUGGCAGAGCUCUUUUGAACUUUCACUUUAAAUUCUAUAUUUUCCUUGGGAAAUAUUUGCCAUACACCGUAAUUUGGAGAUAUGGAUUUCAGCACGCAUACUCGGACAUAUUCAAAGAAGACCCCGCUGACCCUACACCUCCUAAGCCUAAUAGUGAAUAUUACAAACCAAAAAAGGAAACCUGGUACGAAGCGAUAUUAAGUAUACUGUGGUGAUAGUAUAAUUGUUGUCUAUUGAAAUGAACUUUUUUAGCUAAGGAUAGUUGGAACUUAAUGUUUGAAUAUGAUAAUUCAAGAAAAUAUAACAUAUUAAGUGUGCAAAACUAUACACCAAAUAUAACAUAAAAAUGCACCACAAACUACAUAUUUCAAAUUAUUACAAACGCAUGAGAGCGACUGUAAAGGGAAUUUUAGAUAAAAUAUAUACAUCACAAAUGUCGUUCUAACUUACUUCUUACAUAUAAUAAAAGAAAUCUAUUUUAUCUGCCUCGUUGAUGAAAGCAGUUUAAUAUUG